This is a messenger RNA of Uranotaenia lowii, 1172 nucleotides long. It is a transcript of the gene sni, whose product is annotated as C-factor. The coding region runs from base 408 to 1067 and encodes 219 amino acids. The record is from RefSeq and is a predicted model, not a curated record. NCBI's taxonomy places the organism in Eukaryota, Metazoa, Arthropoda, Insecta, Diptera, Culicidae. The transcript is spliced from 4 exons.
UUCGAAGGGAGGCAACCAAAGCUAAUUGUAGAGAAUAAUAUGAGUGGAAAUAAUCAAAAUGAAAUGAACAAUGAAGCAAAUUGAAAAUAUGAAAAAUAGUAGGAUUGUAAAUAUUUGAAAGGAAACAUACUUUAAAUGAAUCUAUAAAAAUGGCAGCACUUAUAGAAUAAUGUUUGAAAAAGCCCAUGCAGCAAACCUGCAACUGACACAAUGAAUCGUUAAACGGGGAAUAGAGAAGAAAAAGUCAGACAUUAACGAAAAGGAGGAAAGCGAUCAGUUUACAGACUAGUUUCUUGGAGGAAGGACGGAAUUUUGAACGUAACGAAAAAAUUGAUUCCUGAAAGAAAGGACGCUGUCCUGAAGUGUAAAAUAAAAUGAAGAGAAAAAACGAGUGGAUCGGAAAAUAAAUGGAUCGGUCUCGACAAUGGCGCAGUCGGUUCGACGAACCGGAACUGAAGUCUCUGGCCCAACAACAUUCGAAUCUACAUAUUCUCCAAAUCGAUCUCCGUGAGGUGGAGCAGUACGACCAGUUCGCCCAGCAGGUGGAAACCAUCGUCCGCGAUAACGGACUGAACGUGCUGUUCAACAAUGCCGGCAUAUCGCCCAAAUCGACGCGGCUUAACUUUGUCAAGAGCGAGGACCUGGUCGAUACCUUCGUGACCAACACCGUGGCACCGAUAAUGCUGACCAAGGCACUGGUACCACUGCUUAAGAAAGCAGCCGAAACGAACGCCUCGGCUCCGAUUGGGCCCCAAAAGGCGUGCAUCGUCAACAUGAGCUCGAUUUUGGGGUCCAUCGAGGCCAACUCCGAUGGGGGCCUCUAUGGGUAUCGAACAUCGAAGGCGGCACUCAAUGCGGCCACCAAGUCGAUGAGCUUGGAUCUGAAGCCGAAUCAGAUUAUGGCGGUCGCCAUGCAUCCCGGCUGGGUUCGCACCGAUAUGGGUGGGUCCAAGGCGCCGCUCUCGGUGGAGCAGAGCUGCAAGGGCAUGGUUAAGACGGUGCUCGGACUAGGUGAGCAGCAUAAUGGUGGAUUCCUCCAGUACGAUGGAAAAGCUCUGCCCUGGUAGACGCAUUAUUGUUGAUACAACGAUUGUUGAGUUUCAUGCGUCUAUAGAUGUUAAAAUAGAAAUUUUAGCUAUCUGAAAUAAAUCCUUUAAAUUUGAAGCAAAAAA